Molecule: messenger RNA, 2587 nt
Organism: Cololabis saira (Pacific saury)
Lineage: Eukaryota; Metazoa; Chordata; Actinopteri; Beloniformes; Belonidae
Gene: il6r
Product: interleukin 6 receptor
Exons: 10
Coding region: 79-1845 (588 amino acids)
Biological process (GO): cytokine-mediated signaling pathway
Cellular component (GO): external side of plasma membrane; membrane
Molecular function (GO): protein binding; cytokine receptor activity
Source: RefSeq, a predicted model, not a curated record
GCUGGAGCUGCUUAACAUGCUCUCCACCUGCUGCUGCUGCACAAACUAGUGUCAGAGGAGGGAGCUUCACGGGGAAACAUGGUUACCUUUCUGCUUUUGAUUUCUUUUAAGUUCGUUUUGCCGCUUGGGAGCUUUUUUGACGGAGCUUGUCCCCGAAAAGACCCUGCCCCUGGGGUCCUGGUUGUACCAACAGGAAGUAAGUUGCUUCUAACCUGCGAUGGGCUUGUAAAGGUGAACGGAGAGAAUGUAGUCUUGACCAGAGUUGGCUCAAAUGCCAACAAAAUCUCUCCAGUUGGAGUCACAACUCCUCAAAAACUUGCAAGUAACUCUACAGUCUCUACUGAUAAGACUGAGAUUCAGACUGCAGUGACUACAGUAAAUGGUGAAUAUGACUCUACAACUGUGGCAGCAGUCAGCACCGUGCCGGGAGAAAAUACAAACUCUACCACAUACAAAACUUCUCCUCACAUGCUCCAGCCAACCACCUCAACCAGGACACCAGAUGAAGCAUCCACCCAGGAGAAUGAAGAGAUACACAGCCUUGAUGAAGUUGAGGAGGGGGAGGACAGCAGCAGAGUACCAAGAGAAGCCGAACUUAAGCUGAACUAUCAGUGGAAGUGGAAUAAGCAGCUUUCAUGGGAAAAAUACAGAGAAGUCACAGUUUCCAAAGAUGGGGCAAUCCUGUCUCUGGACUCGGUAAGACAGACGGAUGCCGGGAGCUACUCAUGCUAUCACAGAGGCAGAGAGAUGACUGCCAUUAAAGUCAUUGUUGCAGAGCUUCCUGAGACUCCCAGUCUGUCCUGCUACAAAAAGUUCCCUGGGAGCAAAAUUCGUUGUGAAUGGAGGCCUCAAAAGCCCAUUUUAAAACAGCCUAAUUGUUACCUCUUACUGAGUACAAGAGGCUUGAAGAACUUCGCCAGAAUUCCCUGCUCGUACUCCUAUCUGCACUCCCGCUGUUGGUGUGCUCUGGACCACAAUGAGGAUGAGAUAAGAAGCCAUCAUUCGGCCUUCCUGUGUGUUACUAGCAUCCUCGGCAAUGCCACUAGCAGCCUGCUGUAUUUCACACCGCUGGAAAUUUUAAAGCCCGACCCACCCGCAAAUGUGUCAGUCCACCAGGAAAAGGGGAGGGAGAGGAGAUUGAGAGUCACCUGGAUCCUACCAAAUUCCUGGAAGGAGCGGAGCGAUUAUUAUCGCUUGAUGUACGAGCUCAAAUACAGACCUUUAAGGUCCAGCUCUGACCAGGUAAUGGAGAUUAAAUACGAGCGCUCAUACGUCAUCACCGAUGUCCUGCCUGGUCAUGAGUAUGUGAUUCAGCUCAGAAUGAAGGAAGAAUAUGAUGGUCAGUGGAGCGAAUGGACGACACCAGUCAAUGCCACAAGUUGGAUUGCAGAAACUGAUGAUCUGAUGUCCAUGGAGUUUAACUUGACCUCCACAGAAGGUUCUGGUUCCUCUGCAGAAGACUACACUGAUGAAAUCCCAAGUGGUGAAAGUAAAACCCCAGACCCGCCACAUGAGUGGAUCCAUUUCAUUUGGGUCGCUUGCCUUUUUGCUCUCUUGUCAUUCAUUUUGACCGUCUAUAUUUUCAGACACAAGGACAGACUUAUGUCAAAACUCCAUUGUUUUAAUGUCGCCCCUCCGCUUGGCGACUCGCCUCCACAGCCGUCCUCCACCACAGCAGCACCAGAGAGAGAGGCUCUGGUGACCUUUGCUCCUCCGUUUUACAAGGAACACCCACUAAAUGACAUACAAGAAGGGGAAGAAAAUGAGGAAGAACAGUCCGUCACGGACAGAAUAGAGGCCAUGCACUUCAACAACACAAGCUAUUUCCUGGUGCAGAGGCAGUAAUGAAUCUGAGGGGAGUUGAACAAUUUGACUGUUUUGUAUUGUUGGGAUGUUUUGCACUUUAAAGCCAGAGCUGCAGGUGACAGGAUGAAGAAGGACCUUCUUGAGGGAGAUGGCAACAGACUCAGUAGCUGCUUGUUUAUAUUGCAUAGCAAUGUUUCUAACUAUAUCUCACACCCUGAUUUACUCAAAUGUGUUCAUGCUGUGUUCCCUAAGAAUAGCCUUUUGCCUCUGUCCAACAUCUGCACUAAUUUAAGAUGCGCUAUUAAACUGUAUGUUUCAUGCCACUGGUUUUGCCUGUAGAGAAAAGUUAGUGUAUUUUAAGUUUCUGUACAGUUUAGAAAAUAUUUGAGAAGUGGGUGUUAAAUGCAUGGGAAAGAUCAAGAUUUUCCUGUUCUGUACAAUAAAUGGUCCUUGGUAGAAGUGUAUGUGUAAAUAUUUACUAUGAAGAAACUAUGUUAUUGGCCUUAAGGUCAAUUUUGCUUUAUUACCUUGAACUUGAGUGUUUGUGCAGGAGAUGGUCCCUUUAUUAAGAAUUAGAACGGUUUAAAUAACAUAUUGAACUUAAAUGAACAUGUAAAAACUACAAACAUGAAAUAACUAUGUACAUACUGCUGCAUUGCACAGGAGAAAAUGGGAGUUACAGUGCUAACAGUGGCCAUAAUCUGAGACAAAUCCAAAAUAAUUUUUAAGCAUAAAAAGAAAUUAAUUUAACUUAGGAAAUGUUUAUAAUCGAUAAAGUCGU